Molecule: messenger RNA, 3660 nt
Organism: Actinia tenebrosa (Australian red waratah sea anemone)
Lineage: Eukaryota; Metazoa; Cnidaria; Anthozoa; Actiniaria; Actiniidae
Product: RAS guanyl-releasing protein 2-A
Biological process (GO): Ras protein signal transduction
Cellular component (GO): plasma membrane
Molecular function (GO): guanyl-nucleotide exchange factor activity; calcium ion binding
Source: RefSeq, a predicted model, not a curated record
UGUAAGUGAAUGAUGCCCUUACACUCGCGGUGCGGCUUUGGCAUUUCCUGCUGUGUAGAUGACGAUGUUCUACUUUCUGAAUACUAUAUAAAUGUUCCUUAAAAAAACAUAACCUUAGGUUAGCAAGGUAACUAAUGAAAAUCACCUCAGGAGAGGUCAAUGAAAGUGAAUCUGUGAACGACAGAGUUAGCAUGUCCAGUACUGUGGAUUACAUCGAGAGCGAAGACGACGAGUCAAACGGACGACGCGCUUCUUUACGCGCUGCGACCCUUGAUAAACUGGUCCAGUUUUGUAUAGAUGAAUUCGAUGAAAAUGGACCCAUUAAUAAGGAACCUGUUUUAUCGACUGCCUUGUUUACUGCACACCAAUGGUUCUUAGAAUCGGAUAAAUUGUUGGAGGCGUUUAUGGACGCAUAUGUUCAGAGCAAAACAAAUGAAUGCUCAGAUCCAAGUAAAGAACGACUACAGCAGUCUAGGAGAUUUGCCAUAUGCCAAGCCAUCAAUUACUGGAUGUCAAAUCAUGAAAAUGAUUUUAGAAAAAAUGAAAAGCUUGCUUUUGUUCACAAAGAGAUGGAAGAACUGGUUUAUGCAGAAGGAGAUAGCUCAUUGAGAGACAUUAUUGAUUUUUCAAAUAUGGAGCUCAUUGAAGUCAAUCAACGUGCAUUAAGUGUCAGCACCAACCACAGAUCAUCAAGUGGUCGUAAAGUGUCUCUUGCAUUCCCUGAUCAAUCCCCAGAAGAAAUUGCUGAACAGCUCACUUAUCUGGACUUUAAAAUGCUGAGGAGAAUACCUUUUUCAGAAUGGAAGGGGUAUGCUCAAAAGUCAAAAAUGAAUGAGUGUCCUUUACUUGAGAGGUAUGUGUCAAUGCUUAAUGGUUUGUCCAAGUGGAUUCAGGCGAUGGUGCUCAAUCACAGGACUCCAGAGGAAAGAGCACAUUGCAUAGAAAAAUUUCAAAAAGUUGCUAAGCAUCUCAAAGAACUUCAAAAUUUCAAUGGCUUGCUAGCUGUUUCUGGGGGACUAACCAAUUCUGUCCUAUCAAGACUACAGCAAACAAAAGCUUGUAUUUCCCAGGAUUGCAGAGAGUACAUGACCCUUCUUGUAGAGUUUAUGUCAUCUGAGAACAACUACUCCACCUACAGGAAAAGAGUUUCCUGUUGCAAUGGAUUUUAUAUUCCAGUACUAGGCAUUCAGCUCAAGGACCUUAUUGCCACUAACACAGCUCUCCCAGACAUGGUAAAUGGCAAUCUCAUCAAUGUACACAAGCUUAUCACUCUUGCUGGGAUUAUGUCCAAGUUUCUGGUUGUACAAAAGAUAUCACCUCCUGUUACACCGAACAUGGAACUGCUGAAUAUGCUUCGGGUGUCAUUACAGCCGCGAUUAUCAGAUGACGAGUUGUACGAAUUAUCGUUAGCAAGAGAACCUCGGAACGCAAACAACACGUCCACAAGUUCAUUAUGUCCAAACGAAUCGUUAAAGGACCCAGACAGCAUUAUAGAGUUUGGUGACUGGGCGUCGAGUUCUCAUGGAGCACCGGAUUUUAAAGUACUAGAAAGACACGUGGCUGCCAUGGUCGAGGCGGUCUUUGGAGUGUACGACAUAGACAAAGAUGGAACGAUAAGCGGCAAAGAGUUCGAUGCAAUCGCCACUAAUUUCCCCUUCAUUGAUACGUUUGGGGUGAUCGAUGUCAAUAGUGAUGGUGUAAUUUCUAAAGAGGAAAUGAAAAAUUACUUUCUGAAGGUCAAUUGUCAGAAUUUAACCAAAGAGUUUUCGCACACUUUCCAAGAAACUACUUAUUUUACUCCCACCUUCUGCUAUCAUUGUGGCGGCUUGUUACGAGGAAUUAUUAAACAAGGAUACAAGUGCAAAGGCUGCAACGUCAAUUGUCAUAAAAGCUGCAAGAAACAAAUAGUGAUCGAAUGCCGAACCAAGUCUCCAAUGUUACAUAUGGCUAGCAAAGGUGACACACUUCGAAGGAUAAAAAACAGAAUGAAGUUUAUCAAGCAGCCUUCAGUGGAGAGCCUUAAGUUGCAGAACGGAGAGAGUGUCAGCGUACCGGCAGACUUUUAUGAAAGGCUGCUAAAGGCGGAGGAGUCCCGAGACUCCCUGCUCGUAGAGAACGCGAACCUGUCGAACCAGCUGGACGAAGCUGACAAGAAAAUCAGUAUCCUGCAAGAGCACUUGGACGUAUUACGCCAACAAACUGUUACUUUUAUACUGGAACAAAUGGAUGCCUUACAGAUGCAGAAGGUCACGGCUGUUUAAUGGUACCUGACUGAUUUGAGGCCUCGUGUCUGUGGGAUGCUAAGAAAGACAAGGCCCAUAACAUGCAGUCGUACUCACAAAUGCUUGGGAGAACUUUGGUAAUGUGGAGAAAUUGGUUACCCUAAGUCAUGCCCCCACCCCUAGUAAAACUCAAGAAGAAUAAAUUGGGCAUACAAAAGACACCUAAGAAAUCACCCCCCCCCCCCCGAUUUAUUCAUUUUUAUCUAUGUCAAACUGGUUUUGGCAUUGGUAAAGUGUCAUUUUUUAUCCAUAUAUUUUUCAAAACUUCUUUUAGUAGUUACAUAACGUCUUCGUACUUUCUUCUGAAACCCCAUCGCAAAAAGAAGCAAAUACGUCGUUAUUGAGCAGUAGUACAAGUUAUUAGUGCUGGUCACAAUUGUUCAUUCAUAAUCAUGAUUAAAAUGGCUCUUUUUUGGUUUUGAAAGGCAGCAGCAACUGCAUGAACGAAAGCCAAGGUACUUAAGGUAUACAGUGCUGAUGUGGUUUUAAUCAGGUUUGCUCCUAGUCUUAUAUCUGUAUGAGUACAGUCAAGACCGAUAACUGAAAAUAGAAUCGCUACAAAGUUAAGCAAUCGGUUCGACAACAUCAAUUAAAGCAGAAUGCGAAUGCAAUAGAUCCUGCAACACCAAAAAAAAACAACAUUUUUUGCUCAGUUAAUUGUUAGUUAUAUGAUUAUCAUCAAUCAAUCAUUAUAAUAAUCAUGCUCGCCAGUAAAAUCGCACUAUAAAUAUCUAUAAUUUUUCUUACAUUGGAUGAAAACGUUUUUCCUACGUUUAUGUAUCUAUCUUAGUGUAAAUUCUACAUUCGCAUGCAAAUGUAUUUAAAGAUAAUAGAAUAAUUUUUUUCAUGUUCGUUUAAAUUCUAAUUUCGCUUCGACAGCUAUAAAACACGGGUUCCAUGUCAAAACGACCUCCAAAAACAAAAACAAAAACAACAACAAAACAACAACCUAAAAGCUAGCCAUAAUAUGAUAAUUAUAAUAUAGUAGUAGAGCAGAUAUGUGCUUGUAUUGUACAUUUUCUGUUAAAAGCACCAAAUUUUCAACGCCGUUGCACAGAAGCUUGGAACCAUUGUUUAUUUGUCGCCGAAAUGAAUUUGACGGAUACGUGUUUAUCCCCAAAAUAAUAGCUUAGUUUGUAUAUAUCGCACAUUGCAGGGAUUGCAGAAAUUUUACAUUUCAUAUCUUUUAGCUUGGGAAGGAAUGCGCGACUUAUUUUAAUUUUUUUUACUAAAUACAGAAUUAUUUUUGCUUAAAAGUGUACAGUUUGUUUAAUGUAUUAUGUAAUUAUCGAUGUCAAUAUAAUAUAUAUUGAUGUUUAUUUAGUGAAAUGUAAACUGUCAAACAGUUCGAUUUAAUAAAAGGACGAAAAACAAAUCA